AUGGAUUCAAUUCGCGAUUUGGAAGCUGCGGCCUCAGUAACUCCUGCAGCCACGACAAACACGGGUUACAAUGACGGUCAAUAUAUCAAUUCCUCCACCGCCUCUAGCACCGACACGACCAAAACAAGCACUUCCCCGUCAUCCACAGCAAGUGACACUACUUCAAGUACUACCUCUUCGAGCUCGGAUACUCUAUCUAGCACUACCACUACCCACAGUGGUGCUAUCAACUCUACAAAUGUCGCCUCUAUCACUUCCAGCAGUGCGAUACCCACGCACACCAACGGUACAACGACUCAUAUUUCCUCUGCUAAGCACAUCAGCACCGGGGCACUUGCAGGGGGAAUAGUAGGCGCAUUUGCUGGAGGCUGCAUCUUGGCAUUCAUUUUGGCAUUUCUGCUCCUUCGCAAGCGCAAGCCCUCACAAUACCCCCCUGCAAAAAAUGAAGACGCCGGAGUCAUUUCUUCGGUUACCCCGAAAGGGGCAACACAGAGAGUCAGCCACGUGCGAGAUGCCUCAUUUGCCGCAUCUCAGGCCGGCAAUCCGUCUUAUUUGAAGCCAUUCGCCGCUGGAGCUGGUACUUUUGACCUGGCCCCUUUCAUUGCCGAGGCUGCAGACGAUAGCACCGUUUCCACUCGCGUGCAGACUUUGUUUGACCAAGUCAGCUUGCACGUGGAUAACUAUUACUCAACGUCUGGACAGCAACGUCGGUUGACUCCUGAAGCAGUGGCUCAGAUCAAUCAAUAUGAUUCUGGUGUUUUCGAUACUUCGCUGGCGACUGUGCUUUCAAAUUCCCGCCCCCAGCGACCAAUUCUCACCCAUACACUUCUUUAUGCUGUCAUGCGGGCUAUUCAGCCUCAAGCUCAGGGAUCUUUGCUUCCGGCAUGUUACAGGUUAGGACCACAGGCAAAUGGACGUGAUACGCUUGACACAGAUGAUCGCUCAGUAUUUGCGUGGCGCAUGUUAACAUCUCAUAUUUACGCUUCGAAAUACUCAGCCACUCCGGCUCAACUGGAAGCUCAGAAUGACUCGAUCACACGGUUUGCGAAUGCCUUCACCGAGGCUUUUACGCCAUACAGCGAUCCUCAGUUCAAUGAAGCUGAUCGCCUCGUCCAUCUGACUAGUGUGUGCCGGGCGGCAGCUGAGCUUGGUACUUGGCUGUUUUCUCAGCCAUGCUUCUUUGAGCUCGGCUGGGGGCCGACCAGUUCGAGCAGCAAGAUCAUCAUUUUCCCACAAUUUGUCAAGACUUGUGACGAGCAGGGAAAUUCACUGGCCGUGCCUCAGACCUUACUACAGCCCGUGACGCGGCAAGUCUGA
This is a messenger RNA of Penicillium verhagenii, 1317 nucleotides long. RefSeq lists its product as uncharacterized. The record is from RefSeq and is a predicted model, not a curated record. Lineage: Eukaryota; Fungi; Ascomycota; Eurotiomycetes; Eurotiales; Aspergillaceae. The transcript is spliced from 2 exons. The coding region runs from base 1 to 1317 and encodes 438 amino acids.